AUGCCCAGCCCUGUGAACACACAUGCCUACAACCAUCACCAGGAAGCGCUCGUGAUCGCUGAAGCAGAAGAGAAGGAGAAGAGAAAGAAGAGAAGAAGGCGAAAGAAGGGCUGGGAGGAGACCACUAUUGAAGAGGAAGGAGAUACUUAUGGAUCUGAACUUGAAUGCAUUAUUCCGGCACAGACUGGUGGACUACGUGUGAACAUUUCGGGAUCUGCAACAACCCAAGUAUUACGUAUAAUUGCUCAGUGUGAUCCCGGAUACCACCUCACAGGACAAGCCAACAAUGCGUGGGCGAAUAUAUACACAUGCGGACUGAAUGGUAAAUGGUUACCUCAGUCACCGUCUUGUACUCCUGUGGACUGCGGGGACCCAGGCAUCCCACCCAAUGGCGAUCGCACUGGUGACAGCACUAUCUACAACAGCGAGUUGAGCUUCACCUGUGACACGGGCUACUUGCGGUUGGGCAGCGUGACACGCAGGUGUCAGCCAUCCAGUGUCUGGUCCGGCAGUCAACCAAUUUGCUAUGCUUACACAUGUUUGUUCAGUAUUACCAAUGGUGCAAGAAGUACAACUGGGCCAGUAUACACCAUCACAUGUAACACAGGAUAUUACCUGUCUGGUAACACAAACACUGUCACCUGCACUGAAAACAACGGACAUACCCAACUACCGUCAUGCAGGCCUUGCAGAUAUAAUCAUCUGCCUUCUGUCACAUCAAUUACCGACCAAGGAAUUGUAAGAUGCUCUGAUGGUUAUGCCAAAAAUAUGGAAGAUAGCGCAACUUGUGGACAAAAUGGUCAAUGGGACUGGCAGGGCAGUUGCAUCACUUGCAGAUAUAAUCAUCUGCCUUCUGUCACAUCAAUUACCGACCAAGGAAUUGUAAGAUGCUCUGAUGGUCAUGCCAAAAAUAUGGAAGAUAGCGCAACUUGUGGACAAAAUGGUCAAUGGGACUGGCAGGGCAGUUGCAUCAAUUGCAGAAAUACCUUUACAAACUCCCGUGGGGUGGAUAGAAGUGGUAACGUGGAAUGCAAUAAAUUCUAUUAUUCCAAAACGGACCUGCAUGUAAAAGCAACCUGUGAAUACAGAGCCGAUCAAGCAGAGUGGACAUUUCAAGGCCAAGAACCCUGCGCAGCGUGCUAUGGUCAAUCUCGUGUGCGCAAUUCUCAAUCCAUCACAUAUGAUGGCAUAGUCACUUGCAACCCUGGAUAUACAAGUAAAACAAUAACACGAGCAGAGACCUGCGAUUCUCAAGGGAAUUGGAUUUGGAUGGGACAAUGUGUUCGCAUCCAAUGUACCACACCUUCAAUCACUAAUGGUGCGACAAGACCAGCGUCUGGAGCAACUAUUGUUUAUAACACCCAGUUUCUGCUCUCUUGUUCAACUGGAUACUACGUCACUAACGAAACUCAAACGACAACAUGGAAAAAGUUCAGAUGUUGGAAUGGUGGGCGUUGGUCUCCACAUCAACCAUCCUGUGAACGAAUCCAAUGUACCGCACCUUCAUUCACUUAUGGUGCGACAAGACCAGCGUCUGGAGCAACUUUUGUUUAUAACAGUCAGUUUCUGCUCUCUUGUUCAACUGGCUACUACGUCACUAACGAAGCUCAAACGACAACAUCGAAAAACUUCAGAUGUUGGAAUGGUGGGCGUUGGUCUCCACAUCAACCAUCCUGUGAACGCAUCCAAUGUACCGCACCUUCAAUCACUAAUGGUGCGACAAGACCAGCGUCUGGAGCAACUAUUGUUUAUAACAGUCAGUUUCUGCUCUCUUGUUCAACUGGCCACUACGUCACUAACGAAGCUCAAACGACAACAUGGAAAAAGUUCAGAUGUUGGAAUGGUGGGCGUUGGUCUCCACAUCAACCAUCCUGUGAACGUCAAACGUGUGCAGUUCCGAGACGUACCACUAGAUGGACUGUAUCAUCAUCGGAAGCCCCAGUCAAGUAUCAGCAAAACAUUGAGUACACAUGUGGAAGCGGGUAUUAUGUUACUGGUGAACAUCAGACCGUAACACGAGGACAACUUCAAUGUGGAGCUAAUGGAAUAUGGUCACCCACGAAUCCUACAUGUUCACCAAAUACUUGUGAAGCACCCGCUAACAACGAGGCUUGGAAUGUGUCACGACCAGGAGUAAAUGUUACCUUUCAACAAACUGUUCAUAUAUAUUGCAACACCGGGUACUAUGUAACUGGUCGAAACCAAAGGGUCAUGAAAGGAACCUUUCAGUGCGGAAAUAAUGGCGUGUGGGAUCCGGAAAUGCCUAAAUGCAAACGUAAGAUUUGUUAA
Molecule: messenger RNA, 2289 nt
Organism: Sycon ciliatum
Lineage: Eukaryota; Metazoa; Porifera; Calcarea; Leucosolenida; Sycettidae
Product: CUB and sushi domain-containing protein 1-like
Exons: 13
Coding region: 1-2289 (762 amino acids)
Source: RefSeq, a predicted model, not a curated record